This is a messenger RNA of Papaver somniferum (opium poppy), 909 nucleotides long. RefSeq lists its product as uncharacterized. NCBI's taxonomy places the organism in Eukaryota, Viridiplantae, Streptophyta, Magnoliopsida, Ranunculales, Papaveraceae. The record is from RefSeq and is a predicted model, not a curated record. The transcript has 2 exons. The coding region runs from base 1 to 909 and encodes 302 amino acids.
AUGUGGGUGGAAAAAACGUUGUUAGCUUUAGGAAAAACUCUGGGUACUCUUAUUGUAGUGGACAAACGAACCCUAAACCAUGAGUAUGGGCAUUAUGCCUCAGUUCUGAUCGAUAUUGAUUUUGCAAAGCUUAAUUCAGACUCUGUUUAUGUUGAAGCUGGUGGACGCAAUUUUUUGCAACCCUUUGAAAUUUUGAAGAAGCCGAAAUACUGUUUUAAGUGCAAAAUAGUUGACCACCUAGACUCAGAGUGCAGAAAGAAGCAUGUUACUGCAGUUAAUACGCCACCCGUUACUGUCAGUACAUCGAAGCAAUCUAAUACUCUAGUUAUCCACCAGGGUGACGCUAAUUCAGCAUGGAAAGUUGCAGGUCACAAGAAGAAUGUUACAGAUGAACUUGAGAAUUCCGAAGCUGUUUUGCGCAGGGCUACAACUGAGUUUGAGAAAGCCAAACAAGCUAAAAUUGCGCAUUCAGUUUUAGUCGACAGGGCAAAGUCGUUAAGUAUUGUUUCCUUGAGUACUAAUCCAGUUGGGAAUGUUGAAUUGGCAAUUCCUAAUCCUGGUAGGAUUCCUGUUUCAUCUUUGUCUACACCGGUGUGUGAUGCUCUUGAAGAAAGUUCGGAAUAUAUCUCUCAUAACAAGUUCAACAUUCUGGGUGAAGUUGGUGAGCCUUUGAAUAACCUUCUUUUGGAGAUUAAUAAGGUUGAUGAAGUAGCUAAACGUGCUAAGCAGAAGCAGGUGUUAGCUCUUCAAGCAAAAAUUGAUGCUUUGAGAGAUAAUGACUCAAUGUUGGACUCUGAAGAUUCUGAAUUGGGUAUUCGAGCUCGAAAGGGUUCUUCACCAAGACUAAAAUCCUCCUCACAUACUUCUCAUCAAGUAAAUAUAUCUAAAACUCAACCCCCCAAAGUUUAA